AUGCAUCUGAUGGCUCAUGUGAAUGCCGAAAUUUUGUUUGCCAAUACCGCCAUUGUGCAUCACGAUGUGAUUGUCAUCCCUUCCUCAGACUCAAGUUCACAAACCGCUGGCCAGAAUCCAUCCAUCGUAUCCCGCUGGCGUCGGGACAGACGUCGCCAUGACGUGCGGCUGCAGUCGACAUGA
Messenger RNA from Penicillium macrosclerotiorum, 183 nucleotides. RefSeq lists its product as uncharacterized. NCBI's taxonomy places the organism in Eukaryota, Fungi, Ascomycota, Eurotiomycetes, Eurotiales, Aspergillaceae. The transcript has a single exon. The coding region runs from base 1 to 183 and encodes 60 amino acids. The record is from RefSeq and is a predicted model, not a curated record.